Mandrillus leucophaeus (drill) is the source of this 789-nucleotide messenger RNA. RefSeq names its product HLA class I histocompatibility antigen, A-30 alpha chain-like. Gene Ontology annotation, cellular component: external side of plasma membrane. Gene Ontology annotation, molecular function: signaling receptor binding; peptide antigen binding. Lineage: Eukaryota; Metazoa; Chordata; Mammalia; Primates; Cercopithecidae. The record is from RefSeq and is a predicted model, not a curated record. Gene Ontology annotation, biological process: antigen processing and presentation of endogenous peptide antigen via MHC class I via ER pathway, TAP-independent; positive regulation of T cell mediated cytotoxicity; immune response.
CUCCGCGGUUAUGAACAGCACGCCAAAGAUGGCAAGGAUUACAUCGCACUGAACGGGGACCUGCGCUCCUGGACCGCAGCAGACACGGCUGCUCAGAUCACCAAGCGCAAGUGGGAGGCAGAGGAAUUUGCAAAGCAGGUCAGGGCCUACCUGGAGGGCAUGUGCGUGGGGUGGCUCCGCAGACACCAGGAGAACGGGAAGGAGACGCUGCAGCGCGCGGAUCCCCCCACAACACAUGUGACCCACCAUUCCAUCUCUGACUAUAAGGCCACUCUGAGGUGCUUGGCCCUGGGCUUCUACCCUGUGGAGAUCACACUGACCUGGCAGUGGGAUGGGAAGGACCAGACUCAGGACAUGGAGCUUGUAGAGACCAGGCCCGCAGGGAAUGGAACCUUCCAGAAGUGGGCAGCUGGUGUGCCUUCUGGAGAGGAACAGAGAUAUACGUGCCAUGUACAGCAUGAAGCAUUGCCUGAGCCCCUCGCCCUGAGAUGUAGUAAGUCUUCUCAGCCCACCAUCCCCAUCGUGGGCAUCAUUGCUGGCCUGGUUCUCCUUGGAGCUGUAGUCACUGGAGCUGGGGUCGCUGCUGUGAUGUGGAGGAAGAAGAGCUCAACUGGGGAAGGGGUGAGGAUGAUCUACUCUCAAGCUGCACGCAGCAACUGUGCCCAGCGUUCUGAUGUGUCUCUCAUGGCUUAUAAAAAUGAGACCCUGGGGGGCCUGAUGUCUGUGGGGUGUUUAGGGGAACAGUGGAUGCAGCUGUGCUAUGGGGUUUCUUUGAGUUGGAUGUAUUGA